AUGAAAGUUGCCGUUAUUUUGCUGGUUGCCAUGGUAAUGAUGAUGAAUCAGGAAACCGAGUCCUGGAGACGAUUUUGGACUCGUAUUGAACCUGUAGCCAGGAGAAUUCCAGUCGUAAGACAAGUUGAAACAGGUGUCAGAGCUGUCGGAAGAGCAGUCAGAGCCGUUGGUAGAUUUUUCAGACGAUGGGGUAAACGAGAGAUCAAAGAUGACGAGUUCGAAGCUGCAUUCAAUGCCGCUGCUGCAGAUGGUAUUUUAUCUGAAGAUGAAAUUCAAUCUGUUCUUGGUGUUUCUGCCGAUGAAUUGGCCGAGUUCAUAGAAAAUUUUGACAUGGAUAACAAUGGCGAGAUAAGUGUGUCUGAAUAUUUUUUUGUAACUGCCUCUUCCGAAGAAGAUGAUGAAGAGUAAAGAUGAAAGAUGGAAGAUGAAAAAGUAGAAGAUUUCGGACCUGAUUAAAUGAAGACAAAAUUUUAUUCCGACAAUAGGCCUAUAUUGAUAAAAAAAAACCAGCAUGAU
Lottia gigantea (owl limpet) is the source of this 516-nucleotide messenger RNA. RefSeq lists its product as hypothetical. The record is from RefSeq and is a predicted model, not a curated record. The transcript is spliced from 3 exons. Gene Ontology annotation, molecular function: calcium ion binding. Bases 1 to 408 code for a protein of 135 amino acids. Lineage: Eukaryota; Metazoa; Mollusca; Gastropoda; Lottiidae.